Molecule: messenger RNA, 1601 nt
Organism: Octopus bimaculoides (California two-spot octopus)
Lineage: Eukaryota; Metazoa; Mollusca; Cephalopoda; Octopoda; Octopodidae
Product: glutamate--cysteine ligase catalytic subunit-like
Biological process (GO): glutathione biosynthetic process
Molecular function (GO): glutamate-cysteine ligase activity
Source: RefSeq, a predicted model, not a curated record
UGCUGAACUAACUCAUGAUAUUUACACUUUGAUGACUUUAAAUGAAAUCAUGAAUGGAAAGGAUGAUUUCCCUGGUUUAAUUCCUCUCAUACACAAAUAUGUUGAUUAUAUCGACUACGAUUUCAGUAAAAGACCUAAAAUAAUGCAAUACUUGAAAUACAUCUCAGACAAAGCUGCAGGAAAGAUAAUGACAAUGGCCCAAUGGACAAGGCAAUUUGUUAGAAAUCAUGAAGAGUACAAGAAUGAUUCUGUUGUCAGUGACAGAAUCACUUAUGAUUUUAUUGUGGAAUGUGAAAGCAUUGUCAACAAUGAAGGACUUCCACAAGCGUUUAUCAAGAGUUAACAAAAUUCCGACAACUUCAUCUGAAAUAUAAUCAGUUACGAGCUACACACAGCUUAACCUACAAAACUGUGUCCCCACCCACAACUUUGUCUCCUGAUAACUUCUAGAACAAUGGAUAUUCUUUUAGCAACAUUUUCUACAAAUACGCUUCAGAUGCUGCAGAUUAUGAUUAUAUCAGAAUUUGAUGUGAAAACAAAAUCUUUCUGAAGGUGAGGAGAGGAGUUUCAGAAAAUUCACACAAGACAUUUUUCCUCAUAACUUUCAGAAAAAUGAGUAUUCUUGAAUGAAAUUUCCUCCAAAUUUCCUUCCACAUAAUGUAGAUUACAAUUAUAUAAGAAUUUAAAAUGAAAAAGAUGGUGGACUUGCACGCAAACAUACUGACACACAUUACACAUCUACAAAAUGAAACUUGAAAUUUCUAACAAAUAUUGUGAUAUAUGUUAGUCUGUAUGUGUACAUGCCCAGCAAUUUUAUUUUUCACAUUAAAUUUUGAUGUAAGCAUAAUCUACACCAUCUGAAAUGUAUUUGUAGAAAUUUUCAUUAAAAACAUCCAUUUUUCUGAAAGUUAUGUAGAAGAAAAGUUGACUCGUGUGAAUUUUCCGAAACUUCUCACCCCUGGAAAAAAUAUUUUUUUACAACAAAAUCCAAUCGAAUAAUAAUCUACACAGCCUGAAGCAUAAUUGUAGAAAAUUUCAUUGACAAAUAUCGAUUUUACUGGAAGCUAUGAGGAAAGAAAGUUGGUGGUGGGCACAGUUUUGUAGGUAUGUCCUACACAUAAUAUAUAACCUACAUAACUAUAAUAUAACUUUUAUCUUACUUGUUUCAGUCCAUUAGAUUGUAGCCUUGAUGGAACAGCAGGUUGAGGAAUUUUAGUCAAACUAAUCAAUGCCAGGACUUAUUUUCUUUUUAAGGCACUUUUUGCCAAACUAUUAAGUUACGGGGACGUAAACACACCAACACUAGUUGCCAGGUGAUGGUGGGGUGGGGUGCAAACACAGACACACAUAUAGUUAAUCCAAAAAAUGGAGAAAAAGGUAAAAAGAAAAAAACAACAACGCAAGGACGUGGUACAUGCAAAGUAUUAACAAGACGCUCAGAGAAGGAAAGAGUGGUUGUUUUACGUUUUGAGUAAACCUUUUCUUGGGAAACAGGGGACAUAGGAAAGUCCAAAAGAAAAAGGAAGAACAAUACAAAAAAGAAACGGCCAACUGUCCACAUGUAGGCUCCUUUCAGUUUCCAUAUACCAAAUUAACUCACA